UGAAUGUGGCCCAGACUUACGUAAACAUUUCAGUCCCCUUGGUAGUUUAGUGGCUUAUUUUAAUUUUGUCUGCUUGGCGGUUCAAAUGUAUUAUUGUUAUCUAAGGUUUUAGUGCAUUGGUGGUUUAUAAGUGUGUGACUAUCUCAGUCAUGUAAUUUCACAUGGAAAUUUAUAAUUGAAGUGUUUUGAAACAGUUAUGUAAUUAAAAUGCAUGAAUCGCUGGCAUCAGACUCAUUAACAGCUAUGGAAACUCCGGUAAAUAGCGAUAUAGAAAUGGACGAUAAAAAGAAGAGUACCACUUCUUCCAAUCCUGGAACGCCUGGAAAGCAAAAGCUAAGUGGAUGGCUGAAUAAGACUUUCAAGAUAGAAAUGACAGAUGGUCGAGUUCUUGUAGGAGUCUUUCUUUGUACUGAUAGGGAUGGAAAUGUCAUCCUUGGGUCUUGUAGUGAAUACUUAAAACCAGAAGAUAAUGGUGUCAUUGAAGAGCCACGAGUGUUGGGCCUUGUUAUGGUUCCAGGAAGACAUAUUGUUUCUAUACACAUAGAUGACACUACAAACUGUGGUGGAGAACCCAUUUAAUGUGACACUUUUGUAUUGAUGUUUUAACAAUUUAUAUACUGUCUUUCUCAUGUUAAAUAAUUGUUUCGAAAAAUGGUAGUACUUAUUUUAAUUGUUCAGUCAAGAUAAUUUCACUUUCUGCUUUUGUAAAUUAAAGAAUUAGAAUAAGUGGAAAAGCAAAAAUUUUGCAAAGACAAAUGAAUCCAUAUAUGUAAUAGCCAAAUGUCCAUCCAUCCAUCCAUCCAUGUGUCUCCCAAAUAGCAAUCACAGGAAAAAUAGUAAUAUGAAAAGAAAGUUCCUCUUGGAGAGACAACCCCAGGAAAAUUUGUAAUUUUCCUGUUAUAUUCAUGGGUUCAAGACCAAGUCAGUUUCUUUUCUUCAUAAGAAAAACAUGGGAACUGUAAUGAUGAGUGAGGCUGUCUAAUGGCUGUUCAGAAAGUAACCUCCAUUUAUUUUAGGCAACUAUUGCAGGAGAGGUGGAGAGCUUGUGCAUGUGAGAUAGUGUCACAUGAUUCAUUGCCUCAUAAAUCAUCAUAUAACUGGUCACCUAGUAUUUGCUCUUGUCUCUAGAGAGUGAGUUAUGAUGUGUCCUGCAAUUGAUAAUCCAACCAGCUCUGAAAUUCACACUGUUAUCCACUUUCUACAUGUUAGAAACUUGAGUUGUGUGGAAAUUUAUCGUGAAUUAAGCAUGGUUUACAACCAAAAUGUAAUGAAUGAAGGACUUGUGAGACAAUGGUGUAGAAUGUGCAGUGAUGGGCGAAUAAAUGUUCAUGAUGAAGAGUGAAGUGGUUGGCUGUCUGUAAGGAGUGAUAAUUUUGUUCAAAGCGUUGAGCAAAAAGUUUGUGAAAGAUGGCGCUUCAUGAUUUCAGAACUUUCAUGUGAAUUUCCACAGAUUUCAUGCAGUGUUCUGAAUGAGAUUAUCACAGUUACACUAGGCUAUCACAAGUUUUGCACAAGAUGGGUUCUGAAAAUGCUCAUGGGUGUACGCAAAACACAAAGAAUGACUUCCUUCAGGUUGUGAAACCAAAGAGCAGCCAAAGCAGUGAAUGCACACACAUUCACCAAACAAGCCGGAAAUGUAUAAAGAAAUGGCAGCUCUUUUCUGGGACAAGGAAAGGGGUGCUGAUGGUGGAAUUCAUGCAGCAAGAGACCACAAUAACAUCAGAAGUAGAGUCUAAAGGGUUCUGAUGAUGGUGUAUAACACUCAGAUGUGAUGAUUUUUCAGACAUCGUCUGGUAUUCUAAAAACUAGAAAACAAAACAUUUUGGAAACUGGAUCUGUUUCUGUCUAAAGUGAGGGGGAAAUGCCUACUAUGUUGGGUCUCUUAGGAAGAGCUAACCUCAAUCACCUGAGAAUACACCAUAUCCAAUUUCUGAAACAUUGUUGUUACACCUCAGGGGGAGGGGGUGAGAAAAUAUGAUUACUUUAGUCUGUCGUUGCCCAGUUAGCUAAAAUCUUCGCGGCCCUCGGCUGCCGUCAGCUGUCUUGGUUCUGGUCGCUCGGGAUCAGUCGGGGAUGGGAUGGUUAUGAAGGAGUGAAUCAAAACUCCCUGCGUACAUCCUAUCCUAUGUACACUGGUCUAUUUACAUUAAAAGGGCCGCCUUCGGCCUGUUUACAUCACACCUUCUCGUUAAGCUCUUUCUAAUUUCUCUGUCGGAGGGAGGUACCGUGAGACUGUUGCUUCCCUUCAUUGUUUGUCACUCUCUACUCCAUUUCUACCCUAUUCUACCCUAUUCUACCCUGGCUCUCGCUGGGGUACACUGGAGACUGCACUUAAGAUCACACAACAACACUUUUAUCAACACUAAUGUUUAACAGCAUGGCGCAUAUGAGCAGAGAGACUUACUUGUAAUACCAAUGUAGAUAACUGUCGCCAUCCACCAUCUCGUGGCACACAUAUCGACUAGGGCCUCCGGCUGACAACUGAAUAUUAUGUGUUAGAUCGGAUUCCUAAGUCUCCUAAAUUCGGCAAUUUAUAUCAUUAACUUGCUGAAUUGGCUGUGGACGAAAGAGGGAAGUUAACGCCCCUUGUUCUCAGUUUCCAAAGUUAUAUUCUAAUUGGCUAUUCCGUGUGGUUGUGGGUGGGCCCAUGGCGUCUCAUCGCUGCGUAAUUAAUAAUAUUACCAUCUCCAGUGGCCCCAUUAGCAGAGCUUCUUACUUAUGUGAUUACGCACAAAUGCUGAUCAUCAACAUUCUUAACCUAGUUGCCUGUCCAGGUGUUGACAUACUAAUGUAAUGGCUGUAAAACACUUUUCGCAAGUCUCGGAACAUUUAAGUAAUGCCUUAAAUUUCCAAUCUCAAAAUUGGGGCGCAACAAUUGUAUUCUCUAGCUUUUAGAAUACUGGGCAAUGGACAAAGUCUGAAAGCUAAGUAAUUCUGAACAUUGGAAGUGUAUUGUGAAACAAAAUAAAAAUAUGUUGGGCCGGCCAUCCAGAGAAGGUAUGGAAUGCUAACAUCCAGUAUAGUGCUGUUCCAUGACAAUACACAUCCACAUACAGCUGCUUGUACUCAACAACUGCUGGAGCAUUUCAACUGGAAGUUGUUUGACCACCCUCCUUGCAGCCCUGAUCUCCCUCUGAGUGACUAACACCUAUUUACAUGCAGAACUGACUGGGAUCACAGCACUUCAACAAUAAUGAGUUGAUGGAGGGUGUAAAAGUGUGGCCGAACUCACAGAUGGAAGUGUUCUAUGGCACAGGUAUACAAAAACGUAUUCCCUAAUAAAGUAGCUCAUGUAUAUAUA
This is a messenger RNA of Cryptotermes secundus, 3301 nucleotides long. It is a transcript of the gene Sbat, whose product is annotated as N-alpha-acetyltransferase 38-A, NatC auxiliary subunit. Lineage: Eukaryota; Metazoa; Arthropoda; Insecta; Blattodea; Kalotermitidae. Gene Ontology annotation, molecular function: RNA binding. The record is from RefSeq and is a predicted model, not a curated record. Gene Ontology annotation, cellular component: NatC complex. The transcript is spliced from 3 exons. The coding region runs from base 208 to 579 and encodes 123 amino acids.